AUGAGGUCUCUUAUUACUCUUCUUCCUGUGUUUUUCCUUCCUGUGUUGGGUUCUCCCAUUACGGAGGGCUUCAGCAAGAGAGACGAUCGUGGCUCUAAAACCGUAACUGGCAUCAGCGCACACAAGGAGGCCAUCUUAGAUGCUGGCGGGAACACCCUUGAUCUUGCCAUUGCCAUGCUUGAAAUCAAAACCAUGAAUACUGCCGACUACUCCUAUAGCGACGGAAAGACCUAUGAUGCCGCCAACUUCAGUAUGUUUAAGCAGAACUGGGGCAUACUUCGUGAACGUGCCUAUCGCUACGGGUUCAAAGGCCAGUCCCAGGACGAAUGGGACAACAGCGCGAGACUGAAGUAA
This is a messenger RNA of Talaromyces stipitatus ATCC 10500, 354 nucleotides long. RefSeq lists its product as uncharacterized. The record is from RefSeq and is a predicted model, not a curated record. Bases 1 to 354 code for a protein of 117 amino acids. Lineage: Eukaryota; Fungi; Ascomycota; Eurotiomycetes; Eurotiales; Trichocomaceae. The transcript has 2 exons.